Frankliniella occidentalis (western flower thrips) is the source of this 1320-nucleotide messenger RNA. It is a transcript of the gene Dus4, whose product is annotated as tRNA-dihydrouridine(20a/20b) synthase [NAD(P)+]-like. Gene Ontology annotation, biological process: tRNA processing. The record is from RefSeq and is a predicted model, not a curated record. The transcript has 7 exons. Lineage: Eukaryota; Metazoa; Arthropoda; Insecta; Thysanoptera; Thripidae. Gene Ontology annotation, molecular function: tRNA dihydrouridine synthase activity; flavin adenine dinucleotide binding. Bases 16 to 1257 code for a protein of 413 amino acids.
UUAAGCCGCUCAUGAAUGGGGUACUCAGCAAGAGGAAGAAGAAAAGCAUUUAGAGUACGAAGUUGGCAAGUGUUUGUCAACAUCAGCAGAACACUUCCUAACCCGGGACCGAGAGAUGCACGUUGGAUUGAGAUAUCUUUCUUUAGUGAAUCAUUUUCCUUCCUGACGUCUUUCGAUAUGGUGAAUGCUGAUAUUUUAGGUCUAUUCCAGGAGAGAGACUUCCUGAGAAUAUGUGCUCCUAUGGUUCGUUAUAGCAAGUUGUCUUUCCGUAUUCUAGCAAAGCGGCAUGGCUGCGAUCUGUGCUUUACUCCCAUGAUAAUGGCUGACUCCUUUGUGCAGUCUGCCAAGGCUCGCAGUAAUGAAUUUACUACAUGUACAGAGGACUCUCCGUUGAUUGUUCAGUUUGCUGCCAACUCCACUCUUGACUUUGUAAAUGCAGCAGAAAUUGUAGCACCAUUUAGUGAUGGGGUUGAUCUUAAUUGCGGAUGUCCACAACGGUGGGCUAUGAAAGAAGGCUACGGUGCUCAUUUACUGACAAAGCCAGAAACAAUACAUGACAUGGUGCGACAAGUUCGCAAUAGAGUAUCAGACAACUAUUCUGUGUCAGUUAAAAUUCGUUUGCUUGAGGAGGACAGGAAAACUAUUGAACUAGCUCGUUCUCUGGAAGCUGCUGGUGUGACUUUCCUUACUCUUCAUGCACGAACUACUCAGGAAAGGCAUUCACCCAUUCAUGAAGACUCCUUACAUGAAGUAUGUCAAAGUCUUAAAGUGCCCUUGGUAGCCAAUGGAGAUGUAAAAUCAUUAAAAGGGGCAGAAAGGUUGCAUGCUAAAACUGGAUGUAAAGGCAUGAUGGCAGCACGUGGCAUGCUAGCUAACCCAGCAAUGUUUCUAGGAUGUGCCACAACUCCUCUCACUUGUGUUCAAGAUUGGGUCAAUAUUUCUCUUGAUUUGGGAACAAUUUUCAACUGCUUCCACCACCAUUUGGUAUUUAUGCUAGAACACGUUUUGUCUAAAGAAGAGAGGCGUAUAUUUAACUGUCUCAAAACAAAAUCAGCAGUUCUAGAUUUCCUCAAAGACACUUAUGGAAUCACAUAUAAACCUGGUGAAAGUGGGCUUAGCUCUGCAAGCGAUGUGAUAAUAUGUGAUAAAAGUAGUAUCCGAGAAGAAAAUUCUGUUGGUGCAUUCUUUACAUCAACUGUCCAGGAAGAUGAGUCUUAUGAUGAUACUUUGGAUAGUUUGGGUGGGUUAUACAACUAACUUCAAUGAAAAUGGUUUCUAUUUUACAAGAAAAUAAAAUUUUGCAAUUUUCUUCUCAUGCAA